Populus trichocarpa (black cottonwood) is the source of this 894-nucleotide messenger RNA. RefSeq lists its product as uncharacterized. The transcript has 2 exons. Bases 378 to 767 code for a protein of 129 amino acids. The record is from RefSeq and is a predicted model, not a curated record. Lineage: Eukaryota; Viridiplantae; Streptophyta; Magnoliopsida; Malpighiales; Salicaceae.
GUUGAAUUUACCAUAGAAUUAGUAAUUGAAUAUGUUGGAAUAAUUAUUAAUUUUACUUUAUUAUUGCAUGAUUUGUGUUUAAUUUUUUCCAUUUAUUUUGAUUGUUAUUCUAGAGUUUUUUUUUAAUUUAUUGUUUUGUUGUAUUGGCAUAAUUAUUGAAUAAUUACUUGAAUUGUAAUUCUUAAUGUUGAAUUUACCUUAGGAUUAGUAAUUGAAUAUGUUGGAAUAAUUAGUAUAGAUUGGGUAAAUUGGUUGUGGCUAUUGUUAAUAUGUGCAGGUUUGUGGAUUUGGGUAGUAUCCGGUAUAGGGGAGGUGCUGUCGAAUUUUUUUUUUACAUUUGAAUUUAAUUAUAUAAUUAUUUGUAUCAAAUUGUGUAGAUGCGUAGAACGAAAACCAGAGCUGGUCGCUCAAGUGCGGUCGCAGCUAGUUCGUCUAGCAGCGAGGAUGAUAUUUCCUUAGGUGCCUCUCAAGAAGAGGCACCUACACCACCUGCGCCGUCAACCGAUGCUGCCUCUUCCAGCGGUACUUCACAGCGCAGAGGCGGCGUGCCUUCGCAGCGGAAUCAAUUUACCCGCAAGUACGAGGCACAGUGGAAGGACGACCUUUCAAUGUUCACAAACAUUGAAGCCGCCCGAGUAAUAUCAUCGGCGUUUAAAUCAUCGAUGGAGAUUCCAUUGUUUCAAUGGAGUCAGAUAUCCAAGCAUCCUGAAUGGAUGCCUCAAAUCAAUGCAUGGUUUAACAGGUUUGAGGUUGGUAUUAAUUUAUAAUUUUCAGCUUAUUAAUAUAAUUGUAAAUAAAUUAUUAUUUUUAUUUAAACUUGUUUAUUUAUACACAGCACAAAUUCUGCUGGGACAUUGAGCAUAACACUGUUGUGAGGAGGGUGUGGGAAAAUCA